Bombus terrestris (buff-tailed bumblebee) is the source of this 6805-nucleotide messenger RNA. RefSeq lists its product as uncharacterized. The record is from RefSeq and is a predicted model, not a curated record. The transcript has 12 exons. Lineage: Eukaryota; Metazoa; Arthropoda; Insecta; Hymenoptera; Apidae. Bases 2090 to 4345 code for a protein of 751 amino acids.
UGACAUAUUUCGUGAACAUUCUAAAUCGUUUUUUCCAUGGAGCUGAUCUGUAACGUUGAGACAAAACGGAACGUGCUAACAGUAGACGUCCAGUCUCUUUUCGCGACGUAUCGGUUCAUUGAUCGUUCGUCACGAGACUUGGUUAGGGAUUAAACCGCGUAUUCCAGGAAAAGCAGAAUGACACGAGUAAACAACGAAACCGAAAGCGUGUAAAAUCGCUGUUACGUAAGUCGAAGGACGCCUCUAAUCGCGUAUCGCGUCAUCGUACUAUUCGCCGUGACUCGCCUCUUUCCCGCGGCUCUUUGCUGCUCGUACACGAAGUGCGAAAACCAUGAAAUCGUCAGUGAAAUCCACACGAUCUAACAUCAGCUUCAUCUUCGAACGUUCAACGUCACAGCGUUCUCCAUUCACCGGAAAUGAUCAAAUUUUAUUCAACAUGCAAUAACCGUCUGCCGAUAGCAGCUCGCUGUCGCUUAGCCGGUUUCGCGUAUUCUAUUUAUAAAAUUCGUCGAGUCGUAAGCUUUUGAGUCAUAGAAUUUCCAUAACCUCGCGUAUACCGCUAAUUACACACGAAUUGCCCACGGUAUGCGGUGGAGCGAUAAGCACCGAUGCACCGGGAUGCGCCGCGUCGCGACCAAGCCUUUGUCGUUGAUGACCGUAAGCGUCCGUGAACGCGCCCGCCCAUCCGAAGUCACGUUUCAACGCCAACCACGGCCGUUAAUUUGCACGUCUGGUUUGCCGAAUCGCACGUCAAAUCCACGCAAAACGCGUAAGAAUUAUACGAUCGGAAAUCUAUGUAUAGAUGGACUGCGUGUUUAGUCAGCACGAUGAAAGAUAAAAGUAUAGCGUCUCAUAGUUUACGUAACAUCGUAUUAAAUCGUAUUAGUCGAAGUUGGUUUUAACGACGCUCGAUUCGCGUGUCUUACAAUCCAUCAAACAUCCGUUUACGAGUUUACAUGUUAUCGCGUUACAACACACCGCGAUUAUUCGUUUGUGGACCAUCGCGAGCGCGCGGGCGGACGUGCACGCGCUCGUUCCUAUUCGUUUCUCGCCACAAUGCAGGUGAACGCGUACGCGCCUCUACCCGACCAGUGUGCAUCAGUUGCUCGCGAAAUUGCAGUUGGAUCGCGUCUUUUCCAAACCGAAUCCCUAAACCGACCAGUCGUUCGCAGAUAUUCGUUCGAUGACGAUCGUCGCGGCAAUGGGUCGUUUACCGCGUUAAUCGAUUCCGAUUCCGCUACUUUGCAGCCUCUUUCGACCAUUAUCCUCGUUCAGAUCGAUUCAAGUAACUUGCAACUCCUUCGUCUAUGUCGCUAUCGUUCAGCUAGCUUCAAAUAUUCUGUCAAAUUUCUCUCGUAUAAAUAUCCAUAAUUUGCAUGACUCAUAUUCCAUUAAAACUGCAUUUAUCUGUACUUCUUCCAUCAUUUAGCGACAAACACGGUCAUUAGCGACGGUUAUCUGACCUCGUCGAGAAACAAACAAUUUAUAUGUAAUAAUUAAAGUUGGCGUAAUAGGUGCUCGCAAAUUUUCCUCGUUACUUGUUAUUUUUGGUGACGUAGUAGCAGCACAACAACGUUCCGAUACGUGAAUGAAUCAGCCGGCAAACGUUCGCUUAAACGAGCUUCGAUUAAAAUUUCAUUGCGAUAAGUGGAAUUCGUCGAAUUUUAUUCGUUCGAAUAAAAUAAAUGGAACUCUACCGUGUUGGGAUUAUGACGUCGAAAAGGUUUCACCAGCGCAAUUAACAAACCGAGAGCGAAGGGUUAAAUAUCCGCUUGAAAUCGGACUGCUUGCACUCAAGAAACUUAGGUGCAAGUAACUUGACGAAUUUGAACGAGACUUGACGAGAAUCAUGACUUACUGCGACUCGUAGGCAACCGGAUUUCCCCGGGGAAACGUUCGAACUUUCGUCCCGACUAUUUUUUAUCCGACUGGACUCAGGGUAAUUACGUAAGCGAAGCUGAUACAUCGUCGUGUACACGACCGCGUGCGAGGCAACGUUCGCGAAAAUCCUUGGCACGAUAUCGAAGCUCGCGGACCGAUCGCGCGCCUGCGCUGCUCGCGCCAUGCGAUCGAUAGACGAGCGAUAAACAUGACGGCGAUCGCUCGUCUUCUCGCUGGGAUCGUGAUAUUCGGCUUUAUCGCGAGAACAGAGGGCCGCUGUUCGCACAACAGUUGGGAGAAAAUCGCUGGCGUUAAACCGGAAACCAUCGACGCGCAAACAGUUCUCUUUAGCGCGGUCAACUCAAACGGAAUAACGAAGCGUUGCUUCGAAAGAUGCGAACGCGUAAACUGCACCGCGUUCGUGAUAGACUUUGGUAGAAGCGUCUGCUACAGCGUGCGAAUAGAGGACGACGAACUGGUACCCGAACCGAAUUCCAUCUUUUACCACCGAGUUUGCGUGAAAGUGCCGGUAAGCUGCGCGAGACGAAAACUUUGGCAGGUGGAGAGGAGUCCGGGAGCGGUGUUCAUCGAUACCAGCGCAUUCCAUCUAUCUGGUCCGAUCACGCGAAACCAAUGUUACGAGAAAUGCAUAGAGACAGGAAGAAGCUGCGAGUCCGCGCAAUUUCGCACUUCGAAACCCCUUUCGAUCGACAAAACAGCGUUCGGACGAUGCUCUCUCUCGUUGUACGAACGAGGAACCAGACCAAGAGCGUACAGAGCGUCCAUGUACAGGGACGAGUACCUCAGAGAUCAAUGUCGAAAUCUGUCCAAAGACGAGUAUUGCUCGUACGCGGAAUUCCAAAAUGUCUCGUUACCGUACUCUGACGUCGCUUUGAUGGACCUUGACGAGAAGCAGUGCGAGAAAAGAUGCGACUCGAGCGUGGAUGGUUUUAUCUGUCGAGGAUACACGUUUGCCAAUUCGUCGGGUCAACCACUUUGCCUACUGCACUCGGAAGACACCACCAGUCUAGGAGUUAGCUCGUUGAUCGACGCGACGAACGUGGUCUACAGAGAGCGAGAACCUUGUUUAGAUCUGAAGGUACGGUGCAACGAUUCGACGAUGACGGUCGAGUUGAAAACGAGCGACCCCUUCUUUGGCCGACUCUACUCGAACGGAUACGCGGAUGCCUGCGGCGUUCAAGGUACAGGCAGUAAUCGAACAAUAUUGAAGUUACCUGUUCCACCCGUUGACCAGAUUCGCGAAGGCACCCUUCGUUGCGGAUUGCACCCUGCCUUUUCCGUCGACGAUCAAAAUCGAACGCGACCGUUGGUUUGGGCAACGAUCGUGGUACAAUUCAAUCCGAUCGUUCAACGACUUGGCGAUCAAGCAGUCAGGGUUGGCUGCUCGUUAAACGAUCAAGCACCUCCGCAACCAAAAAACGUCACCGUUCAAUCUAGUUUCAGCUUUCUCGAUCCAAACGCAGGAGUGCCUCCGAUCUCCUCGACGAUCGUCAACGCGUCCUCGCAAGCGCCGAUAGUCACCAUGAGGAUAUUGGACGAGAACUCGGCAGUCGCUAUGGUCACGCAUUUAGGUCAAAAGCUCACUCUGAAGAUUCAAUUGAGUCCACCAGAUGGUCCUUAUGACAUUACCGCCGGACACUUAGUAGCGAGCAGCGCUUCCGGCGAUGCCUCGUAUCUACUACUAGACGAACUCGGAUGCCCCACCGAUCCGACCACCUUUCCUGCUCUCUCGAAGGAUCCAGUCGAUGGUCGUUCAUUGAUCGCAACUUUCACAGCCUUCAAAUUCCCCAAUAGUCAACGAGUCCGUUUCAACGUACUCGUUCGAUUCUGCUUGGACAAGUGCAUACCGACCAACUGCAACGGCGAUAAACCUUCUUAUGGAAAAAAGAAACGAGCUAGCGAGUCUUGGAGUACGCAGACAACCUACCACGCCGAAACAACGCCAACGUCCAAGGACGAAACUCCGGACGAGUUAUCGCUGGAACUCUCCAUAAUCGUGCAAAAUUCCGUCGCGUCUUCGGCUGAUCGUUUAUCUUCGAGAGAGAACUCGUCUCCCGAUACCGUCCUAAUCGCCGGAGGAAGUGAGUUUUGCAAACUUUUGCAAUCUCCAAACCAACUCAAAACUUUCCUUUUUAUUUCGCGUCCGAUUUUGCUCGCUUAUUAUUUCUGUUCUAUCUCGCCCUUAGAUUCCGUGGACGGACUGCUCUGCGUCGACGCCAGUCUCGCUUUGAGUUUGCUGAUCUUCUUGUUGAUCGUCCAAAUAGCGCUAAUCGUUGGCUGUCUAUUGACCGUGGCACAAUACAGAAGAACCGCCAUACGAGCGGAAGAAGACAGAGCCAAUAUCCUAGCCAGACAUCUCUACGGCAUUCACGGAGGAAACUUGGACGUAGCGCGAAGAGUCAGAUGGGCUGAUCACAAUCUUUCCUCCUUAUCUCGCGACUGACUCGAUCUGAUCGCAUUGCCCGCAUAGCUGCGUUUCUUCUCCCCUCUCUUUGUCAUUGACACGUUUCCAAUCGGUUUCUUUACGAUGAUUGAACGGAUAGUAGGAAAGGACGUGAGAUACAAGGCCGCAGAAGCGAUUAUUUUCAACCAAAACUUGUAUUAAAGAAGGAACAACGAUGAAUAGACAAUUACGUAACUAUGCGGUAAACUAGUCUUAUGUGAGUAGCAUUCGCGUAUCGACAUUGUUGAUCGGUAAUAUGCAGUCAUUAAGUUAUCUAUCCUCUUAUCUUCGUAGUCCUGCAUUUUCCGUAGUGUCUUAAGGUAACAUCUGCAACAAAGAACAAGCGCGUUUCAUUGAUAAGUUUUAAAUAGACAGGGAAUGAGAUAGAGACUUACACACGUCCGUAGGUUAUAGGAUACUUAUCAAUUUUGAACAUAAUCUUAACGAAUAAGAUCGCCGCUACAUAGUAUGAUUCAGUUUUCCUUAUAAUACACGUUAUAACGAGUAGGUAUCAAUGCCAUUUUGUAAUUACAAAGUGACUGUAGCGCUCAUUAACCGCGUGUAUUACGAGGAAAAUUAAAUUCUCGUUCGAAAUGUAACAAGUAGAUUGCGGAAGUUUAUGCAAAGUAAAGUAAAACUUCGAUAGGAGUAUCAGUAUCCUUCGUCAAAUUAAAGCAUCUCAAAAAUUAUUUUCUAUUUUGCUGUCACAUUUCGUAUUUAACUUAUCCGUCCUGCAUGUACUUUGCAUACAUCUUGGACGUAUUUUUCAUAUUCAUCUGCAUAUCGUAGUUUUCUAAACUUCCGCAAUUUAGUCAUAAAUAUUCCGUGACGUAUGGACUAACAUCGAUCAUUUCUUACCUUUUCCACAUGCCGAUGCGCAGGUUAAUUGUCCUGGAUUGGAGUACUCAACGUCGUCGGAGCCGCAUACCGGAUUGUAUUCGCUCGUCGUCUGAAAAUUUUAUCGCUCCUUCUUAUUUAGUGCAACGAAUCGCGUUUCACUUUUCAGCUUUUGAACCCAUAAGAAUAGAGGACAGGAUUUUCUAUAAGCGUUAAUCGCGUGUGCCCAGAUGUUCUCCUUAAUUCAAAUGCUAUUCUUCUUCGUUCAAUUUAAAAUAUUUAGUUGUCGUUUCUUCUACUUCUAUCCUACUUCUGUACAAUAUAAUUUAUAACGCAUCGACUGCUGAUGACACUAUGACUGCUGAUGACUGUUGAUGUCAUGGUCUGGUAGCUCUUAAAAGCGAAAAAUACCACGUCGCCAUCCUCAACACGCGUUAAGGAAACAAAAAUUUCAGUCGCGCUAAGCAACGUCUCGAAAGAUAAAAGAUACGAUAACUGUAAACAUCUCGAUAUAUUGUGAAAAAUGGAAAAAUAAUUCAUAAGACGUUUCAACGAAGAAGAAUCGUUCUGGUUGAAACGUGAGUAUCUGACUUAAUGCUUAUAGGAAAUCCCGCCUCUACACAGCGUCAGGAGUGAUGCGUCAUUUGGAAGUUCGGCAAGUUAUAGACCAAGUUAAACCAGUAUGACCGGUAUAACGAAUUAAUAGCCACGACCUUCGACACGUUUAACAAGGUUAACAAACCUCCGCGAUAAAAUAGAAGAAAGGAAGAAAAAGAUGGAAAAUUUCAAGGACUUUCAUGACUCACCGGACAAGUAGUUACACACUGGUCGUAUCGAGCGUCGAAGGAAGCACCCUGCGUAGUCGUCGAAGGUGUUGCAGAACUACUGGUACUUGCCGUGGUUGCGACAUUUCUGCCGUCUGCAGGUCCGUCGAAAACGAAUCCGUCCACCGAGAACGUACUGCGUAUCGUUUGAAUCUCGACUUUGCCACUAGCCACCACAUCGUUCUUUGUACGACGGCAACAGUUAAUUAAUUCAAGAUCCAAUUGAUGAAACGUAUAAAACGUUUUAACGAUUAAACAAUUUCAAUUAUAAUUACCUGUGGAAAUGCGAUCACGCUUCUGCUCGACGCGAUAGCUACACACAACAUGCAUUUCCAUCGUUAGAACGUAAAUCGAUCCUUUAUACAAAUCUCUACGAUCCACUUAUUUCACGAGACAUACUCACCUAACACUAGACAAAGUUGCCACAUUUUGGUUAAUCGUGCACCUCCUUUUCUCUUUCGUAAAUUUAUACGCGUACACAGAUAAACGCACUUUGCGGACUUUUCUCCUUUCUUUUCCGAUCUUUAUAUUCUUGCACGUUUGGUCGAUACACCAAGAUCGAGAGUUUACUGAACGAAAAGAAGUCGUCCGCGUACUUUUAUAGCUGAGCCGAACGAGCCAACCAGAGAGGAUCGUUGAUUAAUCUUAAAAGUCCCCGCGCGAACUACUUAAUACAUAAGCAAAUACUGGAUUUUCCUGUUCGGCCACUAUUCUGUGCACUGUUCAGUUUCUUCUUUUUUUUAACGUCUUCGAAAAUAACAACACAGGAAGUAAUAAAAGACCAUUUCUAGAAUCGUUA